Messenger RNA from Emericellopsis cladophorae, 1335 nucleotides. RefSeq lists its product as uncharacterized. Bases 1 to 1335 code for a protein of 444 amino acids. The record is from RefSeq and is a predicted model, not a curated record. The transcript is spliced from 6 exons. NCBI's taxonomy places the organism in Eukaryota, Fungi, Ascomycota, Sordariomycetes, Hypocreales, Bionectriaceae.
AUGGCCACGCCUACAACCGCGAGCAAGGAGGCGCCGCCUCAAAACGCCGCAAAGGGGGCCGAGAUCAAAUAUGAGUACAUGUUCAAGAAGGACAAGAGUCCCACUGAGCAGCUCGACGCGCUCCUGAGAGCCAUUGCUCGUCACAUCGCCCUCGAAAUUGGCGACAAGACAGAGUACAGCCUGACGCCAGCGAAGCUUGCCGCCUUUUACAAGGCUGUCGGCGGCGACUAUGAUGCGUUGUUCGUCCAGAACGAGCACAAGUCAAUAAGUUGGAUGUGGCAGAUCACGGGCUGCCAACAUAGUCUGAACCCAACCGACGACGAUUUUGCACCGCCUUCGAUACCUGCUCUCACACCCAGAGGCUUCUGCCGUUGGGAGUCGCUCGAGAUCCUCCUUGGUCCGGACGAACACGUUCCCUUUCUCCAAUACGCGGUCAAACACUUCAACCUGAAGCACCCCGAAACAGGCGCACUCUUCCCACCCAACCUGCCGAGGACAGUGUUUCCUCAAGAGCCGGACCCCGAAGUCGACAGGUGGCACAAGCACUGCGCUGCACAGCUGAACGAGGCCGCUGCGAAAGAAGGCGCAACGGACGACCAGACAUCACCAGAGGCAAAGCCAGGCAGGACGAAGCCGGCACCAGAGCGUCCCGAGUUCGCCGAGCCGAAGUAUGCCUACGUUCAUGUCAACCAUUCGAAUUCGUCGUCAGAGCGCCAGCAUGCGCGCCCAGGCGCCCAGCGCGCGAGACCAUUUACCUACAGCCACGUGCCAGGCAGAAGCGCAAACACUCCAGGCGUGCCGGAUCUCGACGCCAUAGUCAUCCUCGACCCUACGAUACGGACGAUUCUGAAAGCGAGCCCCAGCCGGCCCAUCAAGCAAGGAGACGACAAGCUAUCGCCCCGCAGAGCGGCCAAGGACCGACUCGAGACAGAACUCAGAGGGGGUUUUUCAGACAUCGACUCGGAAGAAACGUCAGAGCCAGAGACGAGCGGCGAGGAUCUACGCCGACGCAGACGCAAGGACGAGAGGGUACGAGACGGUUAUAAAGCAAGGCCGCCUCCGUAUGAGCUAGACCGCGAACUAGACGAUGACGUAGACUCAGGCGGUCGCAGAUACAGACCAAGCAUCCGCAGGCCCGAGGUCUACAGACGGACGAGCAGUCAUGCCGAUAUCGACCGUCGGCGAGAUCAAGCUGGCUUUGACCCCCGUGGUAGAGACAGGUUUCCGGACGACAAGAGACGCUAUGACAGACGCUCACCCAACGAGGGCGGCUCCACCAGCCCUAUGACCGGAGUGACCGGAAGGCGAUACCCGGCCGAGCCGGUGUAUACAUGA